AAGAAAUGGUCCCAAAUGUUUUUUAUUCAAAUUUCCACCGCCUAAUCUUCUUUUAAUAUAAAUUUCCACCCCUAAUUUCUAGUUAUAUUACCUGCGCUGGGUUUCAGCUUGAUUCAACCACGGAUUUCAUUGUUCCAGCCUCUGCCUCUGGGUAUCCCGGAUUUGUUCUUAUCGUCUCUCUGUAAGAAGAGGAAGAAGAAGAAGAUGGGUACAGCGGCAAAGGGGGCUUACAGAAACCUUAUAAAAGCAGUGAGAAAACACAUCGGAAAAGAAGAACACAAAUCUCAUUUCACAGAUUUCAUCACCCAACAAUUCAAAAAUUCACAAAACCCUAUUAAUUUGAAGCUCGCCCAUGAUUACACUCUCUAUCUCAACAGCGUCCACCACCACAAGGAGUUGCUUUUUUCGUAUAAUAUAGCGGUGGAUAGGACAGAUGAGAUGAAAAAGGUGCUCGGAAAAUCUGCCGCAAGUGUCGGGCUUCAGCUUCCCGAUGUUUAUCAGCCUUGAUAACUCUGCUAUUAAAUCUGAGGUGAUACAUUGAAUCGACGAAAUUGUGCGUUUUUCAUGGAUAAAAUAAGUUUCGGGGCAGAAUAGAAUCGGAAUCUGGAUCUUGGCAGUGAUUCUUGGCUGAAAUAUUUUUUUUCGUCGGUUCUGUACUUUCUGCUCGUUGGGAGUGUGUGUUUUGUACUUCCAAAAAGGUUUAUGCUGAUCGUUCCGUUCAACUUGUUAAAGUUGGAGCGGGAAUUCAUUGAAUUUAUGGAGAAAUCAUCGAGUUGAUUUA
Erythranthe guttata (spotted monkey flower) is the source of this 781-nucleotide messenger RNA. Lineage: Eukaryota; Viridiplantae; Streptophyta; Magnoliopsida; Lamiales; Phrymaceae. The record is from RefSeq and is a predicted model, not a curated record.